Paramuricea clavata is the source of this 947-nucleotide messenger RNA. The record is from the annotation of a GenBank genome assembly. NCBI's taxonomy places the organism in Eukaryota, Metazoa, Cnidaria, Anthozoa, Malacalcyonacea, Plexauridae.
AUGCCUGCAUUAUUCAGUGGCUACAUUGGCGGUAGGUGGUUUGUAAUAAGGUGAAUCACAUUGCAUAAAAUUUGCUUGUGUAAUUAAACAGAGCAGGCUUAAUAGAGCCCAGUCUGUUUGCCCAGUAUAGACUUGCUUAAUUCCAUAAUUCUUGCACGGGAGUAACUAUAAACAUUUUUCUGCAAUGUGCCUUAUUUUGUUACAAUAACUUUACUCUCUGAAUAUAUCACAACAGCCUGUUCAAGAUUCCUCUUGGAUGAAACAGGCUGUUGUGGUAACCUUUUGAGGUAAAACAAACUAUAUCUGUUCCAUACUGUAUAUAUGGCAUUGAGUACUCUUUAGCAUUUCGUGAACUAAAGUGCACUCGCAUUUGUAUACACUGUUACUGUAUUUAAUAUAUGUUUAUUUAUGGCACUUCCUGUAACUGUAACAUUCAAUCAAAUUGUAAUUUAGGGACAAAAAAUUGCCCGCGAAACAUUGCCAAAAUGUAGAAUAUCAUAUCGAUGGCAAUUAUUUGUUUACAGUGAUGUAUUAAAAUCGGAAGGCCUGCAUAAUGCCUAUGCCGUCUGAAACCGGUCUUUGGUAUUUUAGGGCAAUUAAAACGCAUGCAUAAGGAUGAAAAUGAAGGAAAUGUCAUUUCGAAGAAAAUAAAAGUUGAUGUUUGCGAUGUUGAUCCAUUAGACAUUGGUAAUUUUGUUGGAACUACACAUGAAAUUAAUGACGACACCAAGCAUAAUAUCAUCAAAAAUCAUUGGCAUCCACAUUCUACAUUUAAUUUUCCUUUCCGUGAAUUUGGUGCUGACCCCAAGAAGCCAAUCGUCGUAGAUUUUCCCUUCAAUGGUUCAAGCGCUGGUCCUGGUUGUGUUACUCUAAACUUUAUGAUGGAGCAUUUUGCCUUUGUUGUGUGUUAUUUGGAAAGGAAACAGGACAUAAUGGAACAAAGCUAA